Messenger RNA from Frieseomelitta varia, 678 nucleotides. RefSeq names its product myosin-2 essential light chain (gene Mlc-c). Bases 169 to 600 code for a protein of 143 amino acids. The record is from RefSeq and is a predicted model, not a curated record. Gene Ontology annotation, molecular function: myosin heavy chain binding; calcium ion binding. The transcript has 5 exons. NCBI's taxonomy places the organism in Eukaryota, Metazoa, Arthropoda, Insecta, Hymenoptera, Apidae. Gene Ontology annotation, cellular component: myosin II complex.
UACUGUGUUGAAAAACUUGGUACGAUCGAGGCGCUCGUUGUCCAACUGGCAUAUACAUAUAUACGUUCGCGGUAAAAAGAUACGUAUUGCGUGUCAGGCACGAUAGUUAAUCAAAAUGGCAUCUUAUUCGGAGGAUCAAUUAGCAGUUACCAAGAGCUAACAAACAGAAUGAUGUCAUCAAUUGAGGAAUUUCAAGAAGCAUUUCAACUAUUUGACAGUCGAGGAGAUGGGAAGAUUCAUGUAGCUCAGAUUGGUGAUGCAUUGCGUGCUCUAGGGCAAAAUCCAACUGAAUCAGAUGUCAAGAAAUUUACCCAUCAACACAAACCUGAUGAACGCAUUAGUUUUGAAGUGUUUCUACCAAUUUAUCAAGCUAUAAGUAAAUCUCGUACGUCUGAUACUGCUGAUGAUUUUAUAGAAGGGUUACGUCACUUUGACAAAGAUGGAAAUGGUUUCAUUUCUUCUGCUGAAUUGAGACAUCUUCUAACUACGUUGGGUGAAAAACUCAGUGAUGAAGAAGUUGAAACUUUACUGGCUGGUCAUGAAGAUUCACAGGGUAACAUUAAUUAUGAAGAUUUUGUUCGACAAGUGAUGUGUGGUUAAAUUUCCAUUUUAUUAGAUACAAAUAAUUACCAAUCAGAAAAAUUUGUAUCUGUCAUAAAAUAUUUUACAAGCAUUUAA